AUGGAGGGUCCAGACGGGGAUGACAUCUCGCACAAGGGUACCAUCCUUACGCCAACCGAGCACUCAGACUCUAACACAUUGCAAGACAAAAAGCACAAUCUUACCACCCUGCCUCUUGAGGUCCGCUGGCUGAUCUACGACCACCUCUCCCACAACACAGCCUUCCAUCCCACCAACCCCCGCUCACCACGGCGCUGUUUCCGCCUUGACUGGACAACCUUUUCCAAAAGUCUCCCCGACCACGGACUAGGGGAGAUUGCGCCCCUAGCCACAACUUGCCGCCAAUUGAGAGUUGAAAUCCUGCCCACGUUGUUCAAGAGCGUCAUUGUCAAGUUCCCCGCUUGGAAUGAAGACUUCAAGACGCAGUGUCUGUAUUGGAUUGACCAUGUGAGCGAACUGACGAUUAGGAGUGUCGAUUGUUUGUGGCUUGAGGGAGUUUACUGGAGGCUGUGUCUCAGAUUGGGGAAAGAGUGUGGUGAGGGUUGGGAGGAGGCUGAUGCGAGGAAGAGGGAUUGGAGGCAGUUUAGCGGGUUUGUGGAGAAGGAGGGGGAGGGAUUUGCGAUCAAGGUGGAGUUUUUUGAUAGUGUGAAGGCGAAGGCGGAGGUUGCGGCGGAGAUGUUGAGGGGGAUUGUUGCAGGGAUGCUUGAUGGGAUGGAUGAAAAGGAGUUGGGCAAGAAGGAGCUGAGGUGUCUGGUGAGUGGAGCGGGGUUAGAGGGGUGGGAGCCCAGGGGUGUGUUUAGGAGAGGAUAA
Molecule: messenger RNA, 750 nt
Organism: Ramularia collo-cygni
Lineage: Eukaryota; Fungi; Ascomycota; Dothideomycetes; Mycosphaerellales; Mycosphaerellaceae
Exons: 1
Coding region: 1-750 (249 amino acids)
Source: RefSeq, a predicted model, not a curated record